AUGUCUCGCGUUAAUAAUGAAGAAACUAUCGACGAGCAGACUGCUGCUCAGCUGAUCCGUUCCCCGACUCGUCCCACUGCGCCUCUGCGGACCGAGUCGUUCCGAAGCUCUCGUCCGACGAUAGUUGGCGGGGAUGAACCCGAAGCACCGUUCCCUGUAAUCAUGAAAGGGGCAGUGCAGAGGGGGUUCGGGCGAGGAGGCAGGGAGCUGGGUUGUUUGACUGCUAAUCUGCCUGACGAAUCGCUCGAUCCAAUGACCAGUGUGGCAAAACCUGGAAUUUAUUUUGGAUACGCAAGAGUCCACUUUUCUGACAAGGCUCCCGAGUCGGAUAAAAAGGAGGUGCAUAUCAUGCACGAUUACAAGGAUGACUUCUACGGCAGAGAAAUGAGCGUCGUAGUACUCGGAUACAUUAGACCUGAGCUGGAUUACAUUUCACGAGAAGCGCUCAUAGAGGAUAUUGAAACCGACAAACGGGUGGCCCUCAAGUCGAUGGACAGACCUGCGUACCAGGCAUUUGCAUCUCAGAUUUAA
Molecule: messenger RNA, 531 nt
Organism: Rhizoctonia solani
Lineage: Eukaryota; Fungi; Basidiomycota; Agaricomycetes; Cantharellales; Ceratobasidiaceae
Product: riboflavin kinase
Exons: 4
Coding region: 1-531 (176 amino acids)
Biological process (GO): riboflavin biosynthetic process; FMN biosynthetic process
Cellular component (GO): mitochondrion
Molecular function (GO): riboflavin kinase activity
Source: RefSeq, a predicted model, not a curated record